Molecule: messenger RNA, 641 nt
Organism: Prosopis cineraria
Lineage: Eukaryota; Viridiplantae; Streptophyta; Magnoliopsida; Fabales; Fabaceae
Exons: 3
Coding region: 133-621 (162 amino acids)
Molecular function (GO): chromatin DNA binding; transcription coactivator activity
Source: RefSeq, a predicted model, not a curated record
UUUAAAUUAUAGCACUAAGCUCAAUGAUUUGCUACCUUGACUUACCCUUGCAGCGAUAGAGAUUUAAUUGUGGGGCAGAGCUCAAGGUUUCAAACGUAUUGAUUUUCUUACUCUUUAUACUUGCAGAUCCAAAUGUUGACAGAAGUACACUUUCCAGAAUUGACUGAAAUGUUCCUCAGAUAUGCUAGUGGCGUUCAGCAGCAAGACUCCCUUUCGCAGCAAGCAGAGUCGGAUAAACAUGAAGCUCUGGGUUUCUUUAAAGGAAUUUUUCAGACUGUUUCAUCCUACAUGGCACUUUCUAAUGGAGUGGAGUUUAGUCCUGUCUACAGGAAGGACCUAUUUGCAUAUGAGAAGAAGAUCAUAAAUUUUAUAAAUGCAAGUAGGCCCUGGAAAAUGUAUUUUAUGCAGCCAGGACGGUUUGCCUCCCGUGCUAUGCCCCAGCAACACUCCCAACCUACACAAGUGUGCUCUAAUGAAAAUCAAAUAGACUCUCUGUGGGAAUUCCAAGAACUGUACGGAAAGAUCCAAAUUCUUAAGGAAAUGUACCUGACAGAAUUGAAUAAAAUGCACCGGAUAAUCGCUGAUAAAGUUUUGCAGGUAUGUCGGGUACUUGCGUUUUAGCCUGGACAAUUUUACCACCA